Messenger RNA from Syngnathoides biaculeatus (alligator pipefish), 5546 nucleotides. RefSeq names its product DEAQ box RNA-dependent ATPase 1 (gene dqx1). Gene Ontology annotation, molecular function: RNA binding. The transcript is spliced from 12 exons. The coding region runs from base 1222 to 3633 and encodes 803 amino acids. The record is from RefSeq and is a predicted model, not a curated record. Gene Ontology annotation, cellular component: spliceosomal complex; intracellular anatomical structure. Lineage: Eukaryota; Metazoa; Chordata; Actinopteri; Syngnathiformes; Syngnathidae.
AUAAAACAAGUUUUGUUCCUGUGUCCGACACUCCGCCUCCGACUCCUUUUCUCCAGCGCUACAUUCUCACUGUUGUUUUACCGUUUUAUUUUAAAAAAUAAUGAAUGGGAGUACAUUUUCUCAUUACCCUUUGAUAUUGCAGCGACUCGAUAUUUUGUUAUAAAAACUCCAGAGAGGUGAAGCCGGAUUUGAACCUCAGUCCUCAGAACUGUGAGCCAGAUGUGCAUACAAGUCGGUGAAAUAAUUGACUAUCCUCAAGGAUGAUAAGGACUAUCAUCGAAGACCUUGCGUUGAGCUGAAGAAAAAAAAUGGAUGAAGAAUGUUGGGUGCCCGAUUAAUGGAUUUGCAUUGGGAGCCCAAAUUUGGGCUAUAUCUGGUGACAGAGAAUCGUAAAUAGGCUACGCCCCUCUCUGUGUUAUUACAUGUCCGUAAAAAACAUGUUUAGGUCGUGAGGUGGCGAACUGCUCACGUCAAGUAAGGUUUGGAGUGCGCCGAACAGGUGGAAAGACCAGACAACAUUGGAUUGAUUGUGUUCUGUACUUGAGCUGCAUAUUCAACCUGAUUGUACAGAGCAGGAAAAAGUCAGACUUAUUCAACCUAGAAGAAACUCAAUUGACAUUGACUGGAAUAAAAAUUAAUAUAAUGCAUGCAAGUGCGCGCCAGUAUAAAUGACUGCUCCUGAUUCGAUAAUCAGACUUCAACCGAGUUUCCUAAUGCCUAUAUUCUCACGCUUGUCUUGUAUCCAAGUGCAUUCCAAGUUUGAUCCUCAUCAAGAACACGGUUUAACAAUGAAUUUAGAUGUUUUUGAAUCCAAGAUGUCAACCAAACCAAGGUCUCGAACCAAAGAUGGUAAAACAACGGGGAUGAAGAUUUUGCUUUUUUUGAGGGCCUGUGAAUGCAACAGUGGAUUUGACAGCACGACAGCAAACAUGGCGCUUGUCGGAGCGUCCCAGCAACAUCUCCUCUUUCCUCUCAGCUGUCAGGAAAGAAGCUGGCUGGGGGACGAUUUAUAAGUGACUGUGAUCAGCUGUUGGCGUUUGUCCGCCUUCCGUUGUUUUUAAUUUCCCUGCUUUGCCCGAUGAUAACGAUCUUUGUGAAAGAGUGAACCGACCGACACAACAACAGCAUCGGCUAGGUUUCCUCACUUCAAGCGACAUGCUGAACAGGUAAACUCCCUGUCAACCAGCCUCUCCCAUUAGUCCUCAUUCCCACCUGCUGCUGAUGUCAUCACCACCACUGAAGCCAUGUCCCGAGUCUGGACUUUCCAAGACUCUGGAUUCUCUGUCCAUGUCUUCACUUUUAUCUGGGGAAUUAAACGAGAAUGGAAUCGAAAGAGGAGGAGACCAGGAUGAGGAUGGUCUUAGACACCUGGAAGUGAACCCAUAUGACAGUCUGCCUUUUUCUUCUCGCUACUACACGCUGCUGGAAGAGAGGCAACAGCUUCCUAUAUGGACACUGAGACAGAAUCUACUGGAGCACCUGGAAAGUCACAGUAUGGUGCUGCUCAGUGCCCCCAGUGGAGUAGGGAAAAGCACCCAGGUGCCACAGUGGUGUGUGGAGUAUGCUUUGUCCUAUGAAUUUUCUCAGGGGCUGGUUUGUUGUUCCCAGCCUUAUUCAGUCGCAGCAGUCAGUCUGGCCCUUCGUGUGGCCGAUGAGAUGGACCUCAGCUUGGGUCUGGAGGUGGGCUACGGGGUGGCUCAUGAUGACAGCUGUACACCAGAUACUUUGCUCAGGUUUGUCACCGACACUCUCCUGCUUGAGGAAAUGAUGUCAGACCCCUUGCUGCAUCAAUACGGCAUCGUGGUUGUGGAUGAGCUCCAGGAGCGCACUGUAGCAACGGAUGUGUUACUUGGCUUAUUGUGUGACGUCUGCCGCCAGAGGCCCGAUAACUUUCAUGUGGUUCUUCUGACUCACCCAUGUCUCGCUCCUCAGCUCGCCUCCUUCUUGGGCCCCUCUGUCCCUCACCUCUACAUGGACAGCCUUUUUUCUGAGGCCUCUAUAAAUGGACAAGAAAAGGAAAGUGUGUUAAAAGUGGAGAUGAACACCAAAAACAUGAAAAGAAUGGAGACUAUGUACCAGGAACCUUUACCUGGGAAGGGCCCUGUGUUUACUGCCUGUCAAAUGGUUCUAGAUCUUCACCAAAGAGGAGAAGAGGGAGAUAUGAUGGUGUUUCUUGCUAGUGCACAGGAAAUACAGGAGUGUGCUGCAAGGCUAGAGGUAGAGCAUGUAGCUCUCAGUACUCAACUUGGCUCAUUCAAGAUCCUCCCCCUCCACACUGGACUGGGUGGGCUGACUCAACGAGUAUACACCACUGAAGUGUCUACUCACAGGGAGAAUAAUAGUUCAGAGACAAAGGACAGCACAAUGCUGGAUGCUGAAUAUCCAGGCAUCCAGAGGAAAGUGAUCCUCACUAAUAGCCUGGCAGAAGCUUCUUUUUCCCUACCAGGCAUUCGCUAUGUUAUAGACACAGGCUUUCAACUUAAAACUGUCUACAAUCCUCAGAUAAGAGCAAACUCACAGAUCCUGAAGACAAUCAGCAAAACACAGGCGGACAUGCGAGCUCAAAGAGUUAAUAGCAACCUUCCUGGGCUGUGUUUGCGUCUGUAUCCACAGUCUCUGUAUGAUGAUGGUAUGGUGGAAGCACAUUGUCCUGGGGUAUUGGAGGAAAAUCUUAGCCACUUAGUCUUGUUACUCAAGAGACUGGACAUUGCCGACAUGGGUCAAUGCAAAUUCCUAGACAGACCAGCACCAGAGGCUUUAAUGCAAGCCUUGGAGGAUUUGGACUACCUAGCAGCACUGGAUGAUGACGGUAACCUGUCAGAAGUGGGCAUCAUAAUGUCUGAACUGCCGCUGGAGCCAAAUUUGGCUAAAGCCCUCAUUGCAGCCUGCGAGUAUGACUGUGUUGAUGAGCUUCUCACAAUAGCUGCCAUGUUGACAGCUCCUUCCUGCUUUUUGAGGCCAGAACCUGUCAGAGAGGAGACUGCUGUGACUAAGUGGCGACCUCUAAUGCACAAUGAAGGGGAUCACAUGUCUCUCAUUAACAUAUACAACGGCUACAUGGAACAUAAUCAGGAUGAAGCAUGGUGCACGACACACUUUCUGAACCAUGUGGCAUUGCGUCUGGCUGUAGUGAUCAGGGCCGAACUGCUGGAGGUCAUGCAGCGAAUUGAACUUCCAGUGUCACACCCUGCUUUUGGAUGCCAAGACAAUUGCACAAAUAUCAAAAGGGCUCUCAUCUCAGGCCUCUUCCUCAAAGUGGCUCAUGAUGUGGAUGGUUCCGGUAACUACCUCUUGCUAACUCACCGCCACGUUGCUCACCUGGACCCCUUCUCUUCCUACUUGUGUCAUCAACCCUGUCGCGCACCCCCUCCCUGGGUUCUCUACCAUGAAUUCACCAUCUCCAGUGACAACUGCAUACGCGUCAUAUCAGAGGUUCACCCCCAGAUGCUUGUGGAGCUCACACCUCAAUACUUCCUGGAAAACCUUCCCUCUAGUGAUGGAAAGGAGCUGCUGAUCAAGGUGAGGCAGAAUACCAAGUCUUCCUCUUCCAAACAAGAUGGAGUAACGGACGCUCGCGGCAGGACCCACAGAGACACAGAAGAGUCUGGCACAGAGCUCUGUGUUGUCCAAUGAACUUACUGUAUGAUUUGUCUUAAAUUGGACUUUUGUCAUUCCUUGGGUACUGGAAAAGACUAAUAUAUUUUAAUUAUGAGUAAGUUCUCUAAUCAUUUAGGGAAAAUGUAAACCCCAUGUUGUUUUCCAUAUUGCGCUGCACUGUACUGUACUGUUAGCUUAUUGAACUCUGUCAAUACAAGUUCACUGGUAUUUCCAUGAUGGAAGUUUUUAAACACAUUUAAAGAGAUUAUAGAGGAUGUGCUGAAACCCAAACAGUAUCCACAAAAAAAUUUUCAUUGGGGGAGUGAUAGCGACCUUUUUUCCCUCAGCUUGAGGGUGGACCUGGGGUGUGGUAGUGACAAUGUUUCCUGUCGGCUCGAAGAAAAUCAUACUGAUCAAAAAGGAAGAUCCUGCUGCAAAAAGGGCACCUUUUUAUCCUUUGCAAAAGGACGUGUGCUUUAACACCACAGGCAGUCGAUCCGUGCUCGUGCCUCAGUGAUUCAUUUCUUUCCGGUUAUUCUUCAGACUUCAGUGUAUCCAGCCACUCUGGAGAGUCUUUGGAGGGAAAUUCACCUCUAAACUGUCAUUUCCUUUUGGAAAAAUCUCUUCACAAACAAUCUGAAGUUUUUUUGAUACUUUUAUACAGUCUUUGGAGAUCCUACUCCCUCCUGAUGUUUGGCACUUUUUGGCAAAAAAAUGAAAACCCUUUGUUUAAAGUAGAUUCCACAUGAAUCAGAUGAAUUUACAUGUACUGUUUCAAGAAAUACAAAUUUGUUUCAUAACUUUAACGGGCUAUUUUAGCAUAUUACAGAUGCAUACACAUUGGCACUUUUAAAAAUAGUUAUCACUUUGAUAUAGUUUUGAGCAGUUGUUUUUAAAAGUGUGAGGUAUGUGUCCCAUUUUAGAAGUCCAGCAACUUGAGGGGGACAAAAACAGAAUUUUAGUUGUUAACCUCAUUUUACUUUUGACUUACAGAAACAGAGCACUGUUUUGACUUUGAUGAUGUACGUACAUAUUUACUUUACUGUACAUUAAUGUGGAUGUAUGAUCACUCAUAUGAACCUCACUGAGACAUGGCAGUUUUCCUUUUUUUUUUUUAAAUCCCGUGCUCCUUGGAGGGAAGGGUGCCCGGCUCUCUUUUAGCGUAACAAAAUCAAAGUCACUCCUGCAUCUCACUGUCCCCCAACCACUCCUCUUUUGAAUACGAUACUCUUUUGAAACAGAGGUGGGUAAUAACACGUUACCUUUACUCAAGUAACAUUUUUUAGAAGGUGUACUUGUCAGAAUAUUUUAAACACUGUACUUUUUACUUUUGAAUGUUUAUGUGAAGAAGGAUUGAUACUUUUACACCAUUAGAAUGAUCAACAUGGCCUUCGCUACUUUUGUUUAUCCAUUCUUAUUUUUAGACUCCAUCUUCGACUUCCGCAUAGGGUCCCUGUUGUGUCCAACCAUCACUUACCUCAUUUGACUCUAAUUCAGCAAUUAGACAACACAAGGCAGUCACAGGAAUGCGCACGUAGCUUUUCCGAGCUAAUCAGAAUGACUCAUUUUGGGAGGGAAAAGAAGCCCCUCGUGUACGUUUACAGACAAAAAAAAAGUUUUGUCAUGCAUCUCUUAAAUUUUGACCACCCAAACUUGGAAAUUUCAGUACACUUCUAACCUGAGAAAACACCUCAGGGAAGUUGCAGAUUUGUUUGCGUUUUUUUUGGCAGUUGAUGUGGCAAAAUUAGCACACAAACCUUUAUGAAGUCAUUGAUGGGAAUUCAGCAAAUAAUAUUUCUGUAGAGCCUGAUGCAUGUGCAGGUGUGGGUUGAAUUGGUUUUUGGGCAGUGAAUAAUUGAAAUGGUUUUUCGACUCCCAUGUUUUUUUGUUUUGUUUUUUUUAAACUUGAUGUUCAUGCUCUGAUUGAAAAAAAUAAAUCAGAAUUUACC